CCGCACCUCUUAUUUUCACAAAAGAUAGUGUGGGAUAUAUAACAGGAAACGCUAAUAACAAUUCCCAGUCCCAGGAGAUCCACUACUUCUAGUCCCAGCUUUCAUGCUUAUUCCAGCAAGACCAGAAGCAAGCUGUCCACCCGCCAUGGGCAGCAUCGCCCCUGAUGGAGUUGGAGCCAGCGUCGAGAGAUCAAUCGGGAUGGAAGAGGCUGCCGCUUUCGACCGUGUGGCGGAGAGAAAGAAGGCUGCUGUGUCAGCAGGGUUGAUGUGGAAGCCGCCGGCGGCCAUGGUGCUGGUGCAGCUGAUCAUCACGGGGCUGAUCAUGCUGUCCAAGGUGGUCAUCAGCCGCGGCAUGUUCAUCUUCGCGCUCCACGCCUACCGCAGCGCCUUCGGCACCAUGUGCAUCCUACCUUUCGCAAUGUUCUACGAGAGGGGGAAGUGGAAGGAGUUGAACUGGCGAACCUUGGGAUGGAUCUGCCUCAACUCGUGCAUAGGGUAUGCGAUGCCAACGUGCCUAAACUAUUAUGGUCUCCGGGAUACUACACCAUCCUAUGCCGCCAUCUUUCUCAAUAUAAUUCCUCUCAUAACCUUUAUUUUAUCCACCGUUUUGAGAAUGGAGAAAUUGCAAUUCCGUACUGCGACGGGAUCACUGAAGGUAGUAGGAGUCCUGCUUGCCGUAGGAGGCACGAUGCUGGUAAGCCUUUACAAGGGCAAGGUACUGCAUCUUUGGGGUUCCAGUUUACGGCACCAAAGAUAUGAGCAGCCACAUACUGCAAAGCACCAUGUAAGAGGAACAAUCCUCUUGCUAGGCAGCAGCUUCACCUUUGCAUCAUGGUAUCCGAUUCAGUCAAUGGUCAACAAAGUUUAUCCGCAUAAGUAUUGGUCAUCCACGGCGACAUGCUUUCUUGGAGGACUUCAGACAACAUUAAUUGGAAUAAUACUGAGACGAGAUAGGAAUACAUGGAAGCUUGGAUGGGAUCUACAACUUCUAACCAUUGUGUACACGGCGGUACUUGCAACAGCAGUAAGAUACAACCUGGAGUCAUGGGCCGUUGCCAAGCGAGGCCCAGCGUUUCCAACAAUGUUUAUCCCUUUAAUAACUGUGUUCACUACCGUGUUGGACUCCAUAUUUUUAGGGGCUGCCAUUACCGUUGGAAGCCUCCUUGGUGCAGUAACCGUAAUUGCAGGGCUCUAUGUUUUCCUAUGGGGAAAAUCGAAAGAGCUGCCCACAAAGUAGAUAUUACCAAAAGGAUGGAAUUGUAUUUUUAUACUGUUAGGUAUAUGAUUCAUUGUUAAGUUAAUUUAUAUAUGCAACAGGCGUAUCAAAUAAUCAGUUACUUAUAUUGAUUUUAUUCGAUGAGGCAUCCGCAGCUUACUAGCAA
Messenger RNA from Setaria italica (foxtail millet), 1382 nucleotides. RefSeq names its product WAT1-related protein At5g64700. NCBI's taxonomy places the organism in Eukaryota, Viridiplantae, Streptophyta, Magnoliopsida, Poales, Poaceae. Gene Ontology annotation, cellular component: plasma membrane. The record is from RefSeq and is a predicted model, not a curated record. Gene Ontology annotation, molecular function: transmembrane transporter activity. The transcript has 7 exons. Bases 104 to 1237 code for a protein of 377 amino acids.